This is a messenger RNA of Miscanthus lutarioriparius, 267 nucleotides long. Lineage: Eukaryota; Viridiplantae; Streptophyta; Magnoliopsida; Poales; Poaceae. The record is from the annotation of a GenBank genome assembly.
AUGCAGCUGUUCCCCAUGCGCGCCGGCACGUCGCAGCCGUCCCAUGACGACCACGCGGAGGCGCAGGCCAAUUGCAAGGCAGCACUGACCAUGUUCUACGAGGGCCGGGUGCUCGUGUUCGAGGACUUCCCGGCCGACAAGGCCAAGGAGCCGAUGCAGAUGGCCGGCUCGGGGUCCUCGCUGUCGGCGGCUCUUAAUAACAAGGGCGCCCCAGUGGUGCGCGUGACAGCAGAGAAGCCGGCAGCCACCGAGCCAUCGGCAGAAUGA